AAAAUACAAGCUUGGUGAACUUGGUUCAAUGACCAUGAAAUAAUUAAGUAUAAAAUAUAUGGUGUUGUGCUAGAACGUAUUUCGUGCGGACCAAAGUAUCCCUUGUUCAUGAGUGACAUGUCGUGACAUUACUUACUGACAUCUAAUAUUUCCUUUUUUGGUACUUAAAGCACUUUGAAUCGGUCAUGAACGAAAGCGGAACUCCAAGUUUCGUAAGCUCUGAAUAGUUUUAGCAGCUACGUUAUUGGGUUCUCGACGGAUACUCGACUCGAUGGCAGUAGUGAUUCGAAUCCUGGGUGGCUUAAAUUUACUGUUGGUCGUUUCUUUGUGUCUUUAUGGCGACGCCAUUGGUUUCCCGUCUCUCGUCAACCGUAAGUUUGUCAAAAAUGGUACUAUUUCUAUCGGUGGAAUAUUCCCCAUCCAUGUUGGUGCUAGUUUUCGACCUAACUACAUGACUAUGUCUCAAGCAAUGGUCUACGCGGUUGAGAAAAUCAAUAACGAUUCAUCAAUACUGCCUAACAUUAGCCUUGGCUUUGAAGUCUACGAUUCAUAUCUAUCUAAAAGGCUUGCGAUGGAAAUCGCUCUAGAAAUGGUUAACAGACAAAAGAUGUCGUCGUUGUAUGAAGGCAAUUCAGACCAAGAACGUUGCAUCUCGCAUUCACAUGGACUAGGUCGUAUUCCAGCUAUGAUUGGAACCGGUACUUCCAGUAGUUCGAUUCUAGUAUCCAACUUACUUCAAGUGGAAGGUUUACCGAUCAUAAGUUACGCAGCAACGUCCGACGAACUCAGUAAAAGCAAUGUUUACUCUACAUUCUUUCGCACGGUUCCCCCUGACCGGUUUCAAUCUCAAGCCAUGGCUGAUAUUGCAUGUCGUUUCAACUGGACAUAUGUUGCAGCGAUUGCCGUGGACAAUGCGUACGGUCGCUCGGGUAUUGAUUACUUUCGAAAAAAGUCCCAAGAGAAAGGCACGUGUCUGGCAAUGGAAGGAUAUUUUCCAGAGCCUACGCACAACUUGAAUGCAACGAAGGAGAAGAUUCAAAAGAUCAUAAAGGAGUUGAAAACUCUUGAAAAUGUUGAUGUUGUUGUCCUAUAUUGCACUUCAAGGGGCGCAAAACUAGUUAUGGAAGAAGUUAUGAGGCAGAAGGUUUCGCACAAGACGUGGAUUGCAAGCGAAGGUUGGGGGAAUUCCAGGAAAAUGCUGGAUGAAAAUUUGAUGCCUGUGAUCAAGGGGCUUGUAGGCGUAGUACUGCGGAAUAGUGUGGUUGAUGAGUUCGUAGAAUACUUAGUAAACCUACCAUCUACGUACAGACCAGUCGACUGGUGGACUAAAUUUUGGGACGAACAAUUCGGAACCGUUAACCCCAAAAUCACGAGAGAAAUUUAUAUUAAUAAAAUGCAUACGAGCAUGUCUGCAAAUGUCAUAAAUGCUGUCUUUGCUAUUGCACAUGCAUUAGACGCAAUGCAAAGGUGCAAGGAACCGUUUGGACUUCUAGAUGGUGGCAAAUGCCCAUCUAUAACGAAUCCCAAAGAUCUUCUAAGAUAUUUACAUAAUGUGAACUUCACAAGCCCAGUAUCACGAGUUCAUUUUGAUGCCAAUGGUGACCCAGAUGGAUCUUAUUCCAUCGUUAAUCUACAAGAAAAAAAUGGUUCUUGGGAGUUCACGCAAAUCGGUUCUUGGGUCGCGGCCAGGAAUGUCCCUCUCGAUCUAGAUGAUGCUAUGAUUAUGUGGGAUGGAGAUAGCAAAGGUGAUGUUCCAAGGUCUAUCUGUAAGGAAACAUGUUCUCCUGGUUAUAGACAAACAGCAGAAAUCAGUUGUUGUUGGGAGUGCAUCAAUUGUGGUUAUGAUGAAAUAUCUACGACUUACGGCGCCAAGAACUGCACCAAAUGCCCUCCAGAGACCAUYCCUAAUCCAGGGCACACUAAAUGCUUGGAUGUACCCAUUGUUCACAUUACCUACGACAGCUCUGUAGGCAAAGCAUUCCUAGUUAUUGGACUUCUUGGAUUCUUAGCUUCAGUGUGCGUCGCUCUUUUAUAUAUCAAGUACAAUAGCACGCCGGUCGUGAAAGCUUCCAAUAGAGAUCUCAGCUAUAUGCUUCUCUUCUGUAUUUCUAUGUGUUAUUUAGCCCCUUUUGUAUACCUUGCGGAACCAUCUAACCUCGUGUGCGUACUCAGCCAAGUAUGGUUCUACCUCUUCUACACGACGUGUAUCGUUAUUCUUGGUGCCAAGACCAACAAGAUUGUACUGCUCUUCCAAGAAAGAAUGCCGCGUUCAAAAUUCUCUUCCGGAUUCGGGAAAUUCCGCCAUGUCUUCUUCGUUGUAUGCACAGCCCUCGCAGAGAUCAUUAUCAUAGUAGUUUGGGUCUCUGUGGAUCGGCCAAGUCCAUACUUAGAUAAAUCCAAUGACAGAAUGUAUAUCCAGACCUGCAAACCAUCGGUGACUUCAGCAGGCAAAGCUUGCAGUAACAUUCUGAUGGUUAUCCUUAUCCUCGCUUCAUUCACUUGCAGCUACUUCGCCUAUAAGGCAAGGAAGCUACCAGACAACUUCAACGAGGGCAAAUUCAUAGCAUUCUCAAUGUAUAUUCUAGUAAUCUCAUGGCUUGCAUUUUAUCCAGUCUAUCUCAACAUACACGACAUAUACAGCGUUGUUGUUUUGAGUGCCACCACGAUUGUCGCCGCCACGGGAUUGYUGUUUUGCAUGUUUUGGCCAAAAAUAUACAUCAUUAUCUGGAGGCCGCACAAGAACACGAAGCAAUAUAUGAAAGAACAGUUGACAAGGCAUGCCUUUCGGUUAGACACUGCGGAGACAGCAGCACGCCAUCAAAAAAACAUGAGUACGAGCUCGACUAAUGAGGCGAUUUCCGUACCCACUGAUACUCAAAUAUGAUUUAUAGAAAAUAACUGCUAUAUAUAUCUUGCAUUGUGUUUGCAAGGGCGGAUCCAGGGGAGGGGCCCAGGGGGUCCGGACCCCCCUCCCUUACAACUCGUUUUCCCCUUUUUAACAUACGAUAUAUUACAGAUAAUCUUUAAACUAUGAUAUCGUAAACCUUUUCUAUUGAAAGUCAUGUAGGUUUAUAAAUUGAAAGCCAAAUCACGUUGUCGUGUUUGCGUUAUGAAGGUUACGUCAAAAAUGACGUCACUAUAAUUGAGUGUAGGUUUUGGACCGCCCACCCCCUCAAAAAAAUCCUGGAUCCGCCAUUGACUUGACAGCACACAUGCGCACUUUCUAUUUCUUCAUUCGUAUCCAAAGUAACAAGUAUAGUUUGUAUUUUACUGAAGACAUUUAAAAACUUGCUUGCUGUGUUGUAUGCAGUUAUUAAGCAUGUGGGGAAUGGAGAACACGGGAAGCACUACUCCUCCCCUUGUGCCUGAAACUCAGAUUACUACUCCUAAGUCUUAUUUCGCUUCUCUUAACACUUCUCUUGUUCUGCCAAUCCCCGCAUGCUACUCCGCAGCACGUGUGCGCAUUUUUGAUGUAGCAAUAUUUGAUGUGUAAGUAGGCCAAUGAAACCGUGCCCAAGGAAUGCACGUUUUAUAUACACAUUGUUUAUAAUGUAGUUUGAUAAAUCACUGAUAAAUAUUUCAUGAUAGCUUUAAACAAAAACGAGUGGGGGAGAUGGGUUGGGUAUAUGUGCGCGGGGACUGGGAAAUGCUGGCGUCUUUGGUUAGAGAUGCGGUAUGUCGCAGUACCAUAUAAACAGAAAUUAUAGCCAUAUAGAGAGAGUAAAUUGUACAAGAAGUUAAAACAAAGUGGAGUAAAAGCUCUUGUCAGUAAACUGUUCCCAGGAUGCAUUUCAAAUCAGGAAAAUAUACUUAAUUUUACUGAUGGGAUGUUUGCUUACUAAACUAUUACUUCUGAAUGCGGAAAAAAAAAAAGGGAUUGGGUAGUCACUCUUUCUAAAAAGAUAUCGCCAACUUGAUAACAAUAUGCUUUUUUUUUUAAAUAAAAACAAUUCUGGAUACGGUCGGGUUUGAACGAACCCAACCGCAGAAAUUAAAAACAAAAAA
Actinia tenebrosa (Australian red waratah sea anemone) is the source of this 4005-nucleotide messenger RNA. Its product is annotated as extracellular calcium-sensing receptor. The record is from RefSeq and is a predicted model, not a curated record. Gene Ontology annotation, molecular function: G protein-coupled receptor activity. Gene Ontology annotation, biological process: G protein-coupled receptor signaling pathway. Lineage: Eukaryota; Metazoa; Cnidaria; Anthozoa; Actiniaria; Actiniidae. Gene Ontology annotation, cellular component: membrane.